GCCGGGGUCGGUGAUCUACACCAGGAGAGUUCGCGCUCCGAGCGUUGCGCUCGGAGGGGCUCGAGCCGUGGCGCGGAUGCUGGAAGUUCACAUCCCGUCUGUGGGACCUGAGGCCGAGGAUCCCAGGCAAAGCCCAGAGAAAGGCCACAUGGUGUUCCGAGUGGAAGUAUUGUGCCGCGGGCGCAGGCACAUCGUGCAGAGGCGCUACAGCGAGUUCCACGCGCUGCACAAGAGGAUCAAGAAACUGUACAAAGUGCCCGACUUCCCCUCAAAACGCCUGCCCAACUGGAGGACCAGAGGACUGGAGCAGCGGCGGCAGGGCUUGGAGGCCUAUAUCCAGGGUGUCCUGUACCUGAACCAGGAUGUGCCCAAGGAAUUACUGGAAUUCCUGAGCCUUCGGCACUUCUCCACAGACCCUAAGGCCAGCAACUGGGGCCCGACAGCCGCUCACAGCGGGUCUCCUCUUUUCAGCGCCUUGGGGGAGUUCCUGCCCAAGAACAGCAGCUCCCAGCUCCACCACCGGCCUGUCAUCAGCUUCUGCAUGGAUCCCUACGUUUGCAUUCCAUCCCCAGAGCCUCUGUCCAACAUGGUGGUGAAUGGUGUGCUCCAGGGCCUCUAUGGCUUCAGCACCAGCUCAGCUAAAGCCCAGUCCGAGGGUCCCUGUCACUCUGCUCCUUUGCCACCGAUGCCCUGACCAGCCCAGAGGUCUGUGGGCCACCUGCCAGGACAGGCAUGUGCCUCAGUGUAUGAGCCCCCUUCUCAGAGGCUGGGUCCCCCUUGGCCCGGACCCAGGAUUUAACCACCCCAGAUGCCAGGGCAGGGACAACAGGGGAUAAGGAAUAAAGGGAGAAGUCCAAUUUAGAGGUAGGCUUUGAAAAGAGACUGGUGUAUUUCUUCACCUACCCCAGAAAGGGGCAGGAGACAAGCAAAGGUUGACGCACAGUAGUGGCAAAGGUUAGAAACGAGGAGUAAAAGCUCCUGCUUGAAAUUUUGUAGGCAGUGUCUAGAGAAAGGGGUCGGACCAGAGCCUCAGAUGGGGAUCGGCACCCCCUGCCCCAAGAGUCCCAGACAUGCUGGGACAGAGACUUGAGCAGGUGUUGGAGGCCCAAGAACUCAGCCCACACUGGUUUAAAAAAAAACAAACCACCUUUUUUUUUUUAUUGGUCAGCAUGGAUAGGAGUUUGUUACAAAACCGGGCCUGGAGGCCUAUGGAAUGUGAGGUGAAGAGUCCACUCAGUCAGAUGCCAGCACUAGGGCCAGUGCAGCACGGAGCCGUGUGGCAGGCCAUCUUUACCCACCCACCCCACCCCCUCCCUGGAGGGCAACAGGGCCGCACAGAUGGUGGCUCAAAGGGAAGAAGUCCCUGGGGCCCUACUCCUUGGCGAUGGCAAAGGGCUUCUCCACCUCGAUCUUGCCACAGUCUGCGAUUGUCACAUCCUUCAGGGGCUUGUCCCGACUGUCUGUCUUGGUGCUCUCCACCUUCCGCACUACCUCCUAGAAAGGAAGGCAGAAGCAGUAAAGCAGAGAGGUCAGGAGGUCCACCUCUCAAGGGAGACAGGCCUCACAAUAUGGCUAGGGAGGGAUGAGAUGCCCACAUGAAUAGCAUGCCAAGCUCCAGGCACCAAAAUCCUAAUAGAAGCAUAGCCAGGUGACAGGGCAGGGACAACCCAGAAAAUGCAAUAGUUUUGAUCCCUGAAGUAUGAGCCAGGCUGAGCUAAGGGCAAGGAGGAAGAAAAAGGUGGCGGGGGAGUGGGCACGAAGUGGCUUCUCAGGGACAUCAUGUUAAGCCAUGUCCUGUACAAGUCAGGGUGGUACCUGCACCUGUACAGCCUCAACAGGCCUCCUCCAGAGCCUGUGCCUGGAGCUGGAAGAAUUGAGAACUUGGGGGCAUAGAGUAGUAGGGUAGUUCUUAAUUCCCCCCAAGUUUGUAAACAUGAACACUGGUGUGAAUCUGGGUCCCCUUUUGGGAAAACGAUAAAAUAUACGGUGCUUUCCUGAUGAGAGCUGCCCAAGUUUAGCCCCUGAAACUCACCAUGCCUUCCAGAACUUUGCCAAACACUACAUGCUUGCCAUCUAGCCAGGCUGUCUUAACCGUAGUGAUGAAGAACUGGGAGCCGUUGGUAUCUUUGCCUGCAUUGGCCAUGCUCACCCAGCCAGGCCCGUAGUGUUUUAGCUUGAAGUUCUCAUCAGGGAAGCGUUCACCAUAGAUGCUUUUACCUGGGAAGAAAGAGUAGGUCAGGGAGCUGGGUAGGCCCAAACCAAGCAGAUCUUUGGGGUGAGGAUUCCAGGGACUCGACCUCUGUGCCAGGCCAGGCUCAAAUGGAUUAUAAGGACAUAAAAGCUGUGCUCUUCCUACCCUCUGGUCUUGGAGCCAAAUCAUGCUGACAGACCAAGUGGGGAACGAUGCCAGGCUGAUUUAGUGAACAGCUCACCUGAUCGAUUACUUUUAGAAUAGACUUUAGUGGCUUUUAAAUAAGGCACAGACCAACAGCUACCCUUAGCUAUGGCCUGAGAGGUCUGCCAUAGGAACUUUGAGGGACUUGGGUGGAGAGAGGUGCUUAGCAGGGGACAUGGGAGGGUAAGAGCUCUCCAGAAGAAGAGGACAGCUUUUGUUCCUAAUGGCACAAAAGAUACUGAGAGGAGGUGGGAGGGGCUGCCAUUUGGGUUCUGGAAAAUCAAGAACCUCUUAUUAAUGAACACAAAAUAAAAACUGCCUGUUGA
Molecule: messenger RNA, 2721 nt
Organism: Prionailurus viverrinus (fishing cat)
Lineage: Eukaryota; Metazoa; Chordata; Mammalia; Carnivora; Felidae
Gene: SNX22
Product: sorting nexin 22
Exons: 7
Coding region: 77-694 (205 amino acids)
Molecular function (GO): phosphatidylinositol phosphate binding
Source: RefSeq, a predicted model, not a curated record